GAAAAGCGCGGUUGCCGAGUUGUAUGGCACAUUCCAAAGCAUCUAUGGCGACGGAAGGAAAGCCUGCUUCGCCUGGUGAAAUCCGGGUUACCAGCGUUGGGUUGGUAUACGGAUAUGUUAACUAUGCGAGGAAGCUGAUUGACGGUGGCGAGCCGGUGGUUACCCUUCGUGGUACUGGCCGUGCUAUGAGUAACGUAGUAGAAACUGCUGAAAUAUUGCGUCGUGCGUACAAGGGUAUGCAUCAAUUGACCCUCUUAGACACACAGGACAACUUGGCUUCUGACCAGGAUGCAGAAGGUAAGGAUUCUCGCAGGCCUGUUUGCUUUUUGACUAUAAAGCUCACACUGGACCCUCAACACAUUGACACUUCUGCUCCCGGUUACCAGAAGCCACUUGACGACGAGCAGUUGAAGGAGGUUGACGUUGAAAAGCUUAUUCAGGGUAUUAAAAACGUGGGUAUGAGGAGAAAAACUACCAUGCCCAGGAGACAGGGUAACAAGGCACCAAAUUCGGAGCGUGAGAACAAGAGCUAACAUCUCAUAAGUAAUUUAUCACUAUGU
Babesia bovis T2Bo is the source of this 560-nucleotide messenger RNA. Its product is annotated as Alba family protein. The record is from RefSeq and is a predicted model, not a curated record. The transcript is spliced from 2 exons. Gene Ontology annotation, molecular function: nucleic acid binding. NCBI's taxonomy places the organism in Eukaryota, Apicomplexa, Aconoidasida, Piroplasmida, Babesiidae. Bases 24 to 533 code for a protein of 169 amino acids.